Messenger RNA from Puccinia triticina, 2451 nucleotides. RefSeq lists its product as uncharacterized. The coding region runs from base 1 to 2451 and encodes 816 amino acids. The transcript is spliced from 3 exons. The record is from RefSeq and is a predicted model, not a curated record. Lineage: Eukaryota; Fungi; Basidiomycota; Pucciniomycetes; Pucciniales; Pucciniaceae.
AUGGGCUCUCCAGACUCGGUGCACACUCGGACUACCUCCGCCGAGUCCCUCAUCCUUCUGCGGCACCUCCGGCGGCAGGUCUCUGCUGCUUCGAUUCCCAUCUUCUUUGACAAUAUCUCUCAACCCCCCUUGGGGUCCACCGACGAUUUAGAAGAAACUCUAGAGCAGGCCUCUGCCGACGAGGCGCAGAACAAUCGCAUUGGUUUGCUCGUCUCUCCUCAACUACUUGCUGCUGCUUUUGGGCAAGAUGAAGAUGCUGAACGAACCGCCGUCGAUAACCUUGGUGUCUCAUUCGCCUCUUCCCUGGAGCGACCUUCAGACGCCUUCAUGCGUCGCCUUUCUUCGACUUCCGGCCUGACGAUGGAGUCCCUUUCCAGUGCAUGCACCACUGAACCACCAACCCCUUCGGAUAACACCUUCGCGAUGGACCCGAGUGACCCUGAGAUGGUCAAAAGUGAUGGCUACCAUGAGGCCCCAGCUUGUCGUGGUACCCAUGCGAUGAUGCCUACAGGUGACAGUAGUCACGCCACCGUCCACCAACGGACGGGCAGUGAGGCCAGUACAACUAGCGCUUUCACUAUCAGCGAGUACUAUGGCAGCCCUGAUUGCUCCGGGAAUACACCUAUGGUGGCUUUGGAAACACUCGUAUCGCCACCCGACACCACGCAGACCAAAGCCACCGAGGCGAUUGACAGCCUAACGCCAACGACAGACAGACGCCCCAAGCCGGGGGUGGCACAGACUCCUGGUACCCUAACCACUCCCAAGCCGAUAUCCUUGGCUCGCAAGUUAACCUUUAACAUUCCGGAGAAGAAGAAUCUGAGAAAGGAGAGUAUGGGUUCUGCUUCAGAUGAUGUAUGUGGCGCAGUAACUCGUUCAAUCGAGCAGUCUUGUACAUCUCAAUUUCCGCCAGUCGGCCCGCUGCGCCAUAGAACCUGCCCUCCUUCGCCUCCCUCCCAGUAUCCUGCAGACCAUAUCAAGCCUGGCCCAUCCCCCAUUCAAGCUCGCCGUCGCGCAAUAUACCCCCACACUCCUUUGGCCAUUGUUCUGCCAGCUCCCACGAGCAAUCCCCUAUUGAGCCUUGACACCGACAGUGUGGCAUCGAGCUCCGGCACAGCCGAUAGUUCCUUUACUGGAAGUUCCAUAGAUUCACCUUCAGCAAACAUGUUUCAAAUCAUCCAACCUGAUCAAUUCUUUCCAUCCCAUGGCAUCCUCCCUAUCACUCCCCAUACCGGUGACUCGUACCAAAAUUCGACCACAAAUCGAAUCCCCUUUCAUAGUCUGGACAACAGCAAACUUCACAAUAACGAGAGUGAUGCUUUACCGGUCGGCGAGCUCUUCCGCACCCUUCAGAUAUGGUUUGAUCAAGAAGGCUUCAGGGAGAUUGCUCCGGUCUUCACAUUCAGCUACUAUAACCGCGUGGAUGACUUGCUCUACUUCACCACCGAACGAGUCGGCUACCCUUUCCACUAUGAUUCGAUGCAACAGGUUCCUGUCUUACGCAAAGUCGUCGCCCCCGACUACGAAGAAGCUUAUGUACUUCUGGAGGGCAAGUCUCAACGCAAUGCGGCCGGCAGAAGGGACUUUAUCAGCCGGCAAGCCAACCUCGACAUGAGAAACGCUGGCAAGUACGUCGUUGAAGACAAAGAAGGCAAAGGGGGCAAGUGGAUCUGGCGAUUGGUGUAUGAAGUCGAAGAGCGCAAAAGCCUGAUGGGCAAACCAAUGCUCGGCGAAAGAGCCUUUAUCCCCAUCACCUUCGCUUGUUCCCCUGAAAUCCUGGCUCCCAGCCAUGCCCGCAAACCUACUCUUCUCAACACAAUUAUGAAAAACAUGGGCUCCAAGAAAACGGCUGUCGCCCUCGACUCGGAGGGCCGUCCCGCUACUCGACCUCGAGGCAAGUCUCUGAUGGGUUACCAUUCACGGAAAAUUUCCGAGUCAACAACAAAGCUUCUGCGUACCCCGCCACGUCACCCAUACCAGUCCAAUCCACCCACAAGCGAUUCGAUACCCUCGCCAGAUACCUUCCCGUCGACAACAACAAGCUCCCAUUCUUCCAACGACAAUGAGCUCUCCCGCGCCCAGGCCCACUUCUUCAAGACCAUCGCACCUGCAUCAGCCAGCCGGUUACGCCCCAUGACAGCCCACGACGAGGACAACGCCACAAAGCGGAACCUACGCAAAGCAAAGACGAACGAACAGCUUCGUCGUCCCUUCACCGCCGAUGCGGCUCGCACAGGUUUCCCAGGUCGCUCCCAACCACCGCUGCCAAUCGUACCAGUCUUUGGCAUGGCUCCUCAACCCUCUCGGGCAACUCCCCAAACCGCCGGCAACAGAUUUCAGUCGCGGCCUAAAACGGCAGACGACCGUCGACCACGGACAGCCAAAUCGCAGCUCGAUAUCCGCCGCAUCGCAGCCGCCAGCUUCUACGCUCCGGCCUCCGGAUCUCCCUAG